Messenger RNA from Oryzias latipes (Japanese medaka), 1142 nucleotides. RefSeq lists its product as uncharacterized. Lineage: Eukaryota; Metazoa; Chordata; Actinopteri; Beloniformes; Adrianichthyidae. The record is from RefSeq and is a predicted model, not a curated record. Gene Ontology annotation, molecular function: catalytic activity.
CAGCGGAAACAGGAAGUGCGAUCAGAAGUCUCUGGGAUGUGGUUGAGUACGGCGGUGGCAGCGAUUCUAGCCAUCUGUCUUGCUAUUUAUUACGAGCAGAGGAAACCAGUUGAUGACAGGUCGGGUUUCUCUUCAGAAAUUGUAUGACGUUUACAACUUUACUGUUGCGAAGUAUGUCCUCCGCUUUUCACCGUCAUGUCAUUUGGGAGUCACAGGGGCUUGUGGCCUACCUUCAUCCUCGACCGUGGACCCCCGGCUCAGUGAUCCUGGAGAGCAGCACUCCCAGUCGACCUGGAGGGAGCAUCUUCCAGCUGGAGGAGUCGGAGUAUCUGUCCUGGCUGCUGGGUGCCAGAGCCGUGGCUGCGCUGCUGUGUGACAGGCUGGCUGUCCAGAGAUGUGCGCUGGUCAGCAGACCUCACAAAGACGGGCCCGCUCAGAUUCGCAUCCUCCCUCUUCACGGUCUGGAUGCAGAGUGGCGCCCUCACCUCGCUGGAGAAGAGGAGCACAACGCCUACGACCCCGGUUACUGCACCUCCAAGACUGCAGCUCGAUGGAGUGACUCCAGCCUCACGGACAUCCAGACCAGGAUCCGAUCCAAACUCCCAUUCCAAGAUGCUCAACCUAAUCUCACUUUCCUUGGGGAUGAUCCCGCUCAUCCUGGGCUUUUUUCGCGCAUUGUCCGUGGGGAGGAGCAGCAUUGGAGGGUCUGGGAGGAUACAGAUCAUGUGGCUUUUCUCACCCCUUUCCCCAACUCCCCAGGCUUCACAGUGCUCGUCCCACGUCGACCUCUAACGUCCGACAUAUUCAAACUGGAAAAAAGCCAUUAUGAAGGGUUGGUGCUGGCUGCCAAGAAGGUGGCUGGUCUCCUUGAGGAGGGUUUGGGUGCCCGGGGGGUGGGGCUUAUUUUUGAAGGUUUUGAGAUUGAUUACGCUCAUGCCAAGUUGAUCCCACUUUUACCACGUCUAUCAGGGACAACAGAAAACCCCACUAAAUGCCAGCCUCCCCAGUUUCACCCCACUUAUCCUGGAUAUGUGACAUCAGAGGAUGGACCGGAGGCCAGCUCAGAAACUUUAGGAGAGAUGCACUGUAAAAUUAUUGAUGCAUAAUUCUGUUAGAAAUAAAUCUAUUGUGUUUUAAAAAAC